AUGUCUAAUGCACUCCAUUGUCCUAUUAUCUCGGUCAACGUGGGGGUUUGGCGCUUCUGGUCGUUUGUCUUCAAGCAUGAUCACAUGCGCUACAUCAGCAUCAUCCCGGUGAGUGUGAUGAACGUUUUUAUGUUUGCCGACAUGUAUCGGGCCUGGGGGAAAAUCGACGAGCUGAUUAUCAAUGCCUACUUUGCCGUGCUGUUCUUUAAUGCUGUGCUGAGAACGCUAAUAUUGGUUCAUAAUCGCCAAACUUACGAAGGGUUUCUAGAAAGAAUUGCUACAACCUACCAUGAAAUAUCGUUGAUUCGGGAUCCUGUCAUUGAAAAGCUUCUAACCAUUUACACUAAGCGAGGUCGAAUGCUGUCCAUUUCUAAUCUAGCCCUGGGGGCAAUUAUUAGCACCUGCUAUGUGGUUUAUCCGAUGUUUGCCAGCCAACGUGAGCUACCGUAUGGCAUGUUCAUCCCUGGUAUAAACAACUUUGUGUCACCCCUGUACGAAAUGCUAUACGUCAUCCAAGUAGUCCUGACUUUUCCCGGCUGCUGCAUGUAUAUUCCGUUCACAAGUUUUUUCGCCUCGGCUACUUUGUUCGGUAUGGUUCAAAUUCAGACGCUGCAACGCCAACUGAGAACGUUUGGAGAGGACAUCAAAGAGGGUGACACUAAAGCCAUCACCGAGCGAAUCACAAAGUUUAUCGAAGAUCAUAAGCGCAUCAUAACUUAUGUUUACGAACUCAACUCCCUGGUGACUUAUAUCUGUUUGAUUGAAUUUCUUUCCUUUGGUUUGAUGCUGUGCGCCUUGCUUUUCCUGUUAAACAUCAUCGAAAAUCAAGCACAGAUAGUAAUAGUGGCCGCAUACAUAUUCAUGAUAAUUUCGCAAAUAUUUGCCUUCUAUUGGCAUGCAAAUGAAGUUCGGGUUGAAAGUAUGGCCCUGGCCGAUGCCGCCUUCAGCAGUCCCUGGAUGGAGCUGGACGAAUCGAAUAAGAAGAAAUUUCUGCUACUGAUUGGCCGGGCUCAGCGGCCCUUGGAAAUCACAGUGGGAAAUGUUUAUCCAAUGACUUUGGAAAUGUUCCAAUCGCUGCUGAAUGCGUCCUAUUCGUAUUUCACCCUGCUGAGGCGAGUUUAUAAUUAAAAACAUGGAAGCCCUAAGAUAAGCCGAGCAAAUUGAAUCCACAAAAACUCGAGUCUUCUCGUGGAGGAGAAAAAGGACAACGAAACUUUGCUGUACUAUCACUUGAAGAAAGCUUGAAAAACAAUAAGCACAUUCUAUGCUGCAUUGCACUUUAAUUAUGCUCCGUAGUUUUAUCUGUUUUAGCAACAGUGGACAAGUUUAUUUAAUGCACCGAACUAUAGCACUUGUUAUUUAUAGGCUUCCACAUGUUAAAAAUAUUCCAAGAUUGUUCCUUGGAAAUUAAAUUUAAACCCUCUUAACUUCUUAAAAAAAAAAAAAAAAAGGUGAGUCGUGAAAGAAUUUUCGUUCUUCUAAGCAAAAGACCACCCGCCUGAGAACUCCUAUUUUAAUCCCAGCUUCACUCCUCCAGCAGGACCAAGAUAUACACAUAAUUCUGAUGAAAAUACGAACCAAACGUGCUGAUCCGUUGCUCUUUCGAAGAACCAAUUUAUUCCCACUCCAGGACGGAGACAAGUUGUAGGAUAUUUUCCGCACUUUCCAUGGAAAUCAACUGAAUAUGUUUGUAGGUUUUUAUGUUUGCCGUCAUGCGAAAAUAAAGUAGCAUCUUGAAAUGCAUUCCACGACGAACGAUGAUUAUGCUUACAGUUAUGCUUUGGUUAUUGAUAAUAUUAAGAUAUAAAUCGUCUAUAAAUCUCUAAAUUGAAAAAAAAAAAAAGUUGAAUUUCGUUUAAAUUUCUGGAUCAA
Molecule: messenger RNA, 1872 nt
Organism: Uranotaenia lowii
Lineage: Eukaryota; Metazoa; Arthropoda; Insecta; Diptera; Culicidae
Product: odorant receptor Or2-like
Exons: 5
Coding region: 1-1128 (375 amino acids)
Biological process (GO): detection of chemical stimulus involved in sensory perception of smell; sensory perception of smell
Cellular component (GO): plasma membrane
Molecular function (GO): odorant binding; olfactory receptor activity
Source: RefSeq, a predicted model, not a curated record